Molecule: messenger RNA, 951 nt
Organism: Callorhinus ursinus (northern fur seal)
Lineage: Eukaryota; Metazoa; Chordata; Mammalia; Carnivora; Otariidae
Source: RefSeq, a predicted model, not a curated record
GUGACCUCGACUGAGCCAAGCAGAAAUGUCACACAAGUGCCUCUGCUGAGAUGAGCUCCCCAGCACAGCAGGAACCCACGUCGCCUGCAGCAUCUCUGGGCUCUGGGGGCCCCGUCCACGACAGGACCAGCCUCCGCAUGACCACACCCUGUGUGUCUGCCCGUCCUGUGGGCACCGAGGUCCCUCCCUAUGCACUGCUAGAGCCAGAGACGGGAGACGCCAUGACCCCCGCCCUCACGGCCCUGCUCUGUCUCGGGCUGAGUGUGGGCCCCAGGACCCGAGUGCAGGCAGGGACCCUCCCCAAACCCACCAUCGGGGCUGAGCCAGGCUCUGUGAUCCCCCGGGGGACAUCUGUGACCAUCUGGUGUCAGGGGAAUCUGGAGGUCCAGGAGUACCGCCUAUAUAAAGAGGGAAACUCAGUGUACUGGGAUGGACAGAAGACACUGGAGCCCGGGGACAAGGCCAAGUUCUCCAUGAGACACAUGACAGAUGAUUUACCAGGACGAUAUCUCUGUUCCUAUCGCAGUCCCACUGGCUGGUCAGAGCUCAGUGACCCCCUGGAGCUGGUGGUGACAGGUGUGUCGGGCAAGCCCUCCCUCCUGAGCCAGCAGGGCCCUGUCGUGACCUCUGGACAGAGCCUGACCCUCCAGUGUCGCUCUGAUGUUGGCUACGACAGAUUCGCUCUGUCCAAGGAGGGAGCAGGUGACCCUCCCCGGCACCUUGGCCGGCAGCCCCACGCUGGGCUCUCUGGGGCGAACUUCAACCUGGACCCUGUAAGACCCUACCACGGCGGCCGGUACACAUGCUAUGGUGGACAGAACCUCUCCUCUGAGUGGUCGGCCCCCAGUGACCCCCUGGACAUCCUGGUCGCAGGUGAGAUGCCACAGGUCAGUCAGGACCCCAGACCCUGCACAGCUCCUCCCAGUGACCGCCUGGAGCUCCUGGUCAUAG